This is a messenger RNA of Triticum turgidum subsp. durum (durum wheat), 825 nucleotides long. The record is from the annotation of a GenBank genome assembly. Lineage: Eukaryota; Viridiplantae; Streptophyta; Magnoliopsida; Poales; Poaceae.
AUGGAGCAGUAUGGCUGGGGAAGGGAGGAGGGAGGGUGGAGGAAAGGGCCGUGGACGGCGCAGGAAGACAAGCUGCUGCUCGGCUAUGUUCGGCAGCAGGGGGAUGGGAGGUGGAAUUCUGUCGCCAAGCUCACAGGUCUGAAGAGAAGCGGGAAGAGCUGCAGGCUUCGGUGGGUGAAUUACCUGCGACCUGACCUCAAGAGAGGCAAGAUCACGCCGCAGGAGGAGACCGUCAUACUCGAGCUCCAUGCCUUGUGGGGAAACAGAUGGUCGACGAUUGCGCGUAGCCUCCCCGGCCGGACGGACAACGAGAUCAAGAACUACUGGCGGACGCACUUCAAGAAGGGCAAGCCGUCGUCCAAGAACAUCGAGCGCGCCAGGGCGCGCUUCCUCAAGCAGCGCCGCGAGAUCAUGCAAGGUCACCACGAGCACCAGCGCGACGUCCAGGACGACGACGGCGCUGCUAGCGCGGACAACAACGGCGACGGCGCGGCUAGCCAUCACGCAGAUGAAGCAACAACAUGGCCAGCACCGCCGCCGGCGCAGGACGACGACGACCUGGCGAUGAUGCGGGAUAUGGCGGACAUGGACGACUUCCUGCAGUACCAUGAUCCAAUGUCGACGUCGGCCUACUUCCUCCUCAACGGCGGCGAUGGCGCCGCCAGCGACGCGGGUUCCAGCGGGGAGAUCGACGCCUGCGGCGCCACGUGGGGCAGCUUGUGGAACCUCGACGACCUCGACGUUGUAGAUGACGUCGGUGGUGGCGGCGCGUGCGGCUGGGGCAGCUUCGCUUUGCUCCAAGAUCACGGACUCGCUUUCUACUAG